UCAGCGGCCGAGGCUGGUUUUGGUUCUCGGUGCGGGGCGGCCCCGGGUGACGCGGCGGGGCCGGGCUAUAAAGCAGGAGCCGGCGGCGGAGCCGGGCAGAGCGGGUCGGGCUCGAACUCGGGACGCUGCGGAGCCAGGGAGACCCCGGCAGGCUGCGGACAUGGCCCUGUGUAUCAGCGUGAAGCUGCUGACUGGCGAGAUGCACAGCUUGGAGGUCACCAGCACAAUGACCGUCUCGGCUUUCAAGGCCAAGAUCGCCAAGCAGACGGGGGUGUCCCCGUACCAGCAGAAGCUGGCCUGCCAGAACGGGGCCUACGUGGAGCUGCGUGAUGGCUCCCGGCUCUCCGACUACCAGCUCAAGACCGGAGACAUCGUCCUGCUGAUGGUAAAGAAUGAGGAGUCCAUCACCAUCUUCGUGAAGAACGACAAAGGCAGGACCAGCACCUACACCGUCCUCCCCUCCGACGGGGUCACCCAGUUCAAGGGGCGGGUCCAGCAGCAGGAGAACAUCCAGGCGGAGCAGUUCUGGCUCAGCUUUGAGGGGAAACCGCUCGAGAACGGCCACAAGCUGGGAGACUACAACAUCGCCCCCCACUGCACCAUCUUCCUGCACCUGCGUCUGCGGGGGGGCUGAGCCCCGGGGCCCGGCCCUCCUGACUUUCCUGCUCCCUUCCUCUUUCCCUUAGCGUCCCAAACAUCGUACACCAGCUUUGGACUCUCGGAUGUGAAGCUGUGACCGGCUCCAGCACUGGCUGGGGUGGGGGUGAUGCAGAAGACUGGGAGAGGGUCUCAGGGAGAGUGAGCAUCACCCUGAUGCUGGGUUGCCCACAGCACUUGCACCCCAUUGUGCACGUGCUCACCAGCUCCUCAUCCGUCCAUGCAUCCCAUUCCAGUGCAGCAUGGCCCCACUGUGCCAGGCUGUGUGGCUGACCUGGGCCGUGCAGAGCGACUCUGUUCCUUCCAGGGGGCACUGUGGGGCUGGGCUCCUUACAACAUGGUGGAAAUCUCUCCCAUAGGAGGCUUGCUCAGUUAGCUCCUCCAUGUGAAUGAGACACCCCCCCCCCCCCCCCCACCGUGUCUGUCGUGCCAUGUGUCUAGCGAGUUGUCUCCUUGCUAUAGGUGUUUGCUGUGGUUCCCGGCAGUGCUGUGGGUGAGGGUGUGCUUUCAGCAGGCAGUAACCCUAGCGGAAGAGCACACUGGCCACUCCCUUUGUCACCGAUUGAAUUCAGGUGUGAAGCCUGGAUGCCAACAUCACAAGAAGAUCCAGCACAACCCCCUGCUCCACCUCCUCAGGGGCUGUGCAGCUGCCUCCUGUGAUGUCACAUUGGGGAUGGGGCUUGAGUGAAUAAUUGCUAUGGGGCGAGGCUAAGGUUGUAAUGACCACUGGGGGUAGUGGUCUGUGAAGAAACAAAGGAACUGCCCUGAUUAGUCUCUGGCUUUGGCAGUAAGGAUUUCGGUCUUUUUUUUGUGACAAGACAGUAUUUGCAUUUUCCAAACUGUGAUUGAUGGACUCAGUCUGUGACUGUAUUGCACACUACGGCACUUUGCUAUGUAAAUGCAUGAGAAUAAUCUAAUAGGAUCAAUAAACAGGUUUCCUCAAAUCC
Mauremys reevesii (Reeves's turtle) is the source of this 1604-nucleotide messenger RNA. RefSeq names its product ISG15 ubiquitin like modifier (gene ISG15). The record is from RefSeq and is a predicted model, not a curated record. Gene Ontology annotation, molecular function: ubiquitin protein ligase binding; protein tag activity. The transcript is spliced from 2 exons. Bases 161 to 634 code for a protein of 157 amino acids. Gene Ontology annotation, cellular component: cytoplasm; nucleus. Gene Ontology annotation, biological process: modification-dependent protein catabolic process; protein ubiquitination. Lineage: Eukaryota; Metazoa; Chordata; Testudines; Geoemydidae.